UUUUUGCAAGAGUGUCUUGGCUUUCCAUGCCUGAAAUACUCUCAUGGGCUUUUCAGCCAGAUCUGAAUGCCUUUAGGGCUGAUUCUGAGGCCAGAGUGCUGUUUAGGACAUCUGCCAUUCUAUGAGUCUGCUGUGUAUCUCGCUUCCCAUGUUGGAUCGCUCUCCCCUUUAUUCUGUUGGUUAGUAUUAGCAGGCACUAGACUUGUUCAUGUGAUUCCUUUGACUCUUAGUCCUUUCAUUAUGAUCAAUUGUGAACUGAAAUUUAUCACUGGGACUAGUGAGAUGGCAUUGGUACAUGCCACCUUGAUGGGAUUGAAUUGGAAUCCCCUGUUAUGUUUCUAACUCUACCGUUUGGGGCAAGUCAGCUUGAGCAUGUCCUGAAUUGCACAUCUCUUCCCUCUCUUAUUCCCACUCUUAUAUUCAUAUGGAGACACAAGAGACCUUGAAUAGCUAAAGCAAUCUUGUACAACAAAAACAAAGCUGGAGGCAUCACAAUACCAGAUUUCAGGACAUAUUACAGGGCGGUUGUAAUCAAAACAGCAUGGUACUAGUACAGAAACAGAUGGAUAGACCAAUGGAACAGAAUUGAAACACCAGAAAUCAACCAAAACAUCUACAGCCAAUGUAUAUUUGAUCAAGGAUCCAAAACCAUUUCCUGGAGUAAGGACAGUCUAUUCAAUAAAUGGUGCUCAUGCUUCUGCACGUGGAAAUCCAAUUUUCCCAGCACCAUUUAUUGAACAGGAAAUGGUAUGCCCUGUAGUAUGUCCUGAAAUCUGGUAUUGUGAUGCCUCCGGCUUUGUUUUUGUUGUACAAGAUUGCUUUAGCUAUUUGAGGUCUCCUGCAUCUGCAUAUGAAUUUCAGCAUCACUUUUUCCAGAUCUGAGAAGAAUGUCUUCGGUAUCUUGAUCGGGAUUGCAUUGAAUCUAUAAAUUGCUUUUGGGAGAAUGGACAUUUUGAUGAUAUUGAUUCUUCCAAUCCAUGAGCAUGGAAGAUUUUUCCAUUUUUUGGUAUCCUCUUCUAUUUCUUUCUUUAAGGUUUUGUAGUUUUCAUCGUAGAGAUCUUGAACGUCCUUGGUUAAGUUUAUUGCAAGGUAUUUGAUUGUUUUUGUAGCUAUUGUGAAUGGGAUUGAUCUUAGACGUUCUUCUUCAGCCAUGGCAUUGUCUGUGUAUACAAAGGCUGUUGAUUUUUGGGCAUUGAUUUUAUAUCUUGCUACUUUGCAAAACUCUUCUAUGAGUUUCAAUAGUCUCUUAGUAGAGUUCUUUGGGUCCCCUAAAGAAUCAUGUCAUCUGCAAAGAGGGAUAGUUUGAGUUCUUCCUUCCCAAUUUGUAUCCCUUUAAUUUCUUUUUCUUGCCUAAUAGCUCUGGCUAGAACCUCCAGAACUAUAUUGAAUAGCAGUGGUGAGAGUGGGCAUCCCUGUCUGGUUCCAGAUCUCAGUGGAAAUGCUUCCAACUUUUCCCCAUUCAAUAGGAUGUUGGCCCUGGGUUUUUCAUAAAUUGCUUUGAUUAUAUUGAGGAAUGUUCCUUCUAUACCCAAUUUGCUUAGAGUUUUCAUCAUGAAAAGGUUUUGUAUUUUGUCAAAUGCUUUCUCUGCAUCUAUUGAAAUAAUCAUAUGGUUUUUGUUCUGCAGUCUGUUAAUGUGGUGUAUCACAUUGAUUGUCUUGCACACAUUAAACCAUCCCUGCAUACCAGGGAUAAAUUCCAUUGGUUUGGGUGGAUGAUCUUUCUGAUGUUUUGUUGCAUUCUAUUGGCGAGAAUUUUAUUGAGGAUUUUUACAUCUAUGUUCAUCAGGGAUAUUGGUCUGUAAUUCUCUUUCAAUACUGCAUCUUUUUCCGGCUUAGGAAUUAAGGUGAUGCUGGCUUCAUAGGAGGAAUUUGGGAGGACUCCCUCUUCUUCGAUUGUUCUGAAUAGUUUGAGAAGAAUUGGAGUUAGUUCUUCUUUAAAUGUCUGGUAGAAUUCAGCAGUGAAUUCAUCUGGUCCUGGGCUUUUCUUUGUUGGGAGGGCCUUUAUUACUGUUUCAAUUUCUGUCUCAGUUACGGGUCUAUUUAGGUUUUCUAUGUCUUCCUGGUUCAAUUUAGGUAGGUUACAUGUGUCCAGGAAUCUAUCCAUUUCUGAUAGGUUUCCCUGUUUGCUGGCAUACAAGUCCUUGUAGUAAUUUCUGAUGAUUCUUUUUAUUUCUGUGGUGUCUGUUGUUACAUUUCCUUUUUCAUCUCUGAUUUUAUUGAUUUGGGUCUUUUCUCUUCUUUUUUUAGUUAGUUGGGCCAAUGGGGUGUCAAUUUUGUUUAUUUUUUCAAAAAAACAGCUCCUCAUUUGGCUUUUUUGUAAUGUUGUUUUUUGGAUUUAAUCCUGUUUAUUUCUUCUCUGAUUUUAAUUAUUUCUCUUCUCCUACUAGAUUUGGGUCUGGUUUACUGCAGAUUUUCUAGAUCCUUGAGAUGUGCUGAAAGCUCAUUUAUUUGGUACCUUUCCAAUUUCUUGAUAUAGGCACCUAUUGAUAUAAACUUUCCUCUUAACAUUGAUUUUGCUGUAUCCCAUAAGUUUUGGUAUGUUGUGCUGUUAUCCUCAUUUACUUCCAGAAAAUUUUUGAUUUCUCUUUUAAUUUCUUCUAUGACCCAUUGUUCAUUCAGGAGAAUAUUGUUCAAUCUCCAUGUGUUUGCAUAUUCUCUAGGGAUUCCUGAGUUGCUAAUUUCCAACUUCAUUGCACUGUGGUCUGAGAAGCUGCAUGGUAUGAUUCUAAUUCUUUUGAAUUUGCUGAGACUUGCUUUAUGGACUAGUAUGUGGUCAAUCCUAGAGAAGGUUCCAUGCACUGCUGAGAAGAAUGUGAAGUCUGUAGAUGUAGGAUUGAAAGUUCUAAGAUUUCUGUUAGAUCCAUUUGGGCAAUAGUGUCAAUUAAAUCUGCUGUUUCCUUGUUGAUCUUCUGUCCGGAUGAUCUGUCUAUUUCUGAGAGUGGAGUAUUGAAGUCCCCCAGUACUAUUGUAUUGGAAUCUAAAUCUCCCUUUAAGUCCCUUAACAUAUCUUUUAAAUAGACCAGUGCCCUGUAAUUAGGUGCAUAUACGUUUAUAAUAGUUACAUCUUCCUGUUGAAUUGAACCCUUAGUCAUUAUAUAGUGUCCCUCUUUGUCUCUCUUAACAGUUUUUGUAUUAAAGUUUAUUUUGUCUGAUAUUAAUAUGGCUACACCUGCUUUUUUUUGGUUUCUGUUGGCAUGGGAUAUCUUUUUCCAACCUUUCACUUUCAGUCUGCACGCCUCUGUGUUAGAGAGAUGUGUUUCUUGUAGGCAACAAAUAGUUGGGUUGUGUUCUUUGAGCCAGUCAGCCAAACGGUGUCUUUUAACUGGAGACUUAAGUCCAUUACCAUUUAAUGUGACUAUUGAUACAUAGUGACUUUGCCCUGCCAUUUUCCCAGAAAUAUUUUCUAGUAUAUGCUUUGAGCUUCCCAUGUUCUUUUACUGGUAGGUGUUCUUCCUUUCCCUUCUUUCAUAUUGAUGGCCGUGUUUCUGUGUUUCUGAGUGUAGCACAUCUUUAAGUAUCUUUUGCAGGGCCGGACGAGUGGCCACAAAGUCUUUCAAUUUCUGUUUGCUAUGAAAGGUCUUUAUUUCACCUUCAUUCACAAAUGAGAGCUUGGCAGGAUAUAAUAUUCUGGGCUGGCAAUUUUUCUCUCUUAGCACCUGUGCUAUGUCUCGCCAUUCCCUCCUAGCCUGUAGUGUUUCUGAUGAGAAGUCUGCUGUGAGGCUGAUUGGAGAUCCUCUGAGAGUAAUCUGACGUUUCUCUCUUGCACAUUGUAGGAUCUUUUCUUUAUGUUUCACUGUGGUGAGUUUAAUUACCACGUGUCGUGGUGAGGAUCUCUUUUGGUCAUGUUUAUUGGGGGUUCUAUGAGCUUCCUGUACUAGGAUGUCUGUCCUUCUCCAAACUGGGAAAGUUCUCUGCUAGUAUCUCACUAAAAAGGCCUUCUAAUGCUUUCUCUCUCUCCAUGCCUUCAGGAACUCCUAGAACUCGAAUGUUGGUUUUUUAAUAGUAUCCUGUAGAUUCCCAACAAUAUUUUUUAGAUUUCUAAAUUCCUCUUCUUUUCUUUGGUUUGACUGUAUGUUUUCCUGUGCUCUAUCUUCUAAGUCCGAUAUUCUCUCUUCUGCUUCACCCAUUCUGUUUUUAACGCUUUCUAAUGUAUUUGUCAUUUGAUCUAUUGAGCUCUUCAUUUCAUUUUGAUUUCUCUUCACUAUCACACUUUCCUGUUCUACUAGUUUCUGAGUUUCUACUGAUUCAAUUUCAAUACUGGUUAUGGAUCUGCCUAGUUUUUUUUUUUUUUGUUUUCAUGGCUCAAUUUAGGUAGUUUUUAUAUCUAUAGGAAUCUAUCCUUUUCUUGUAGGUUUCCUGGUCUGUUGGCAUAGAGCUCUUUGUAGUAAUUUCUGAUCAUUUUUCUUACUUCUGUGGUGCCUGUUGUUACAUUUCCUUUUUUGUCUUUAACUUUAUUAAUUUGAUUCUUCUCCUUCCUUUUUUGAGUUAGUUGGGCCCAUGGCUUGUCUAUUUUGCUCAUUUUUUCAAAGAAUGAUCUUUUCAUUUUGCUGAUCUUUUGUAUUGUUUAUUUGAUUUCAAUUUUGUUAUUUCUUCUCCAAUUUUAAUCAUUUUUUCCCCUACUAGUUUUGGGUUUGUUUUGCUGUUAUUUUUCUGGGUCCUUGAGAUGCGUUGAUAGCUCAUUUUAUUUUGUACCUUUCUAAAUUUUUGAUGUAGGCACCAAUGGCUAUAAACUUUCCUCUUAACCCUGCUUUUCCUAUAUCCCAUAGGUUUUGAUAUGUUGUGUUAUCCUCAUUUGUUUCCAGAAAAUUUUUACUUCCCUUUUGAGUGUUUCACUGUUCACUGAGGAGCAUGUUGUUCAAUCUUCAUGUGUUUGUAUAUGUUCUUGAGUUUGCCAAGUUGUUGAUUUCCAACUUCAUUUGAUUGUGGUCAGAGAAGACACAUGGUAUGAUUUUGAUUUUUUUUAAUUUGUUGAGACUUUCUUUAUGGCUUAGCAUGUGGCCAAUUCCGGAGAAAGUUCCAUGUACUGGUGAAAAGAAUGUGUAUUCUGUGGCUUUAGAGUGGAGUGUUCUAUAGAUACCUAUUAAAUCCAUUUGUUCUAGAGUGUUAAUUAACUCUGCUGUUUCCUUGCUGGUUUUCUUUCUGGUGGAUCUCUCCAUUGCUAAAAGUGGGUAUUGAAGUCCCCCCCCCAUUACUAUUGUAUUGGAGACUCUGUCUCCCUUUAGAUCCAUUAACAUUUCUUUAGUUAGCUGGUACCCUGUAAUUAGGUGCAUAUACAAGUAGUCACUUUUUCCUGUUGAAUUGAUCCUUUGAUCAUUAUGUAGUAUCCUCCUUUGUCUUUUUAACUGUUUUUAUGUUAAAGUUUAUUUUGUCUAAUAUUAGGAUGGCCACACCAUCCUAAUACAGAAGUUUUCUGUUCUUAUUUCACUAAAAAGGCUUUCUAAUCUGUUUUCUUUUUCCAUGCCAUCAGGAAUUCAUACGUCCUGUAUGAUGGAUCAUUUGAUGGUAUCCUGGAGCUCUUCAACAGUAGUUUUUAGUUUUCUGAUUUCUUCUUCUUGCUUUUGGUCUGACUAUAAAAUUUUCAGGGAUUUGUCUUCUAGCUUAGAUAUUCUUUCUUCUGCCUCACCUACUCUGUUGUUAAGGCUUUUCACUAAAAUUUUUAUGUGAGCUAUUGAAUUCUUCAUUUCUUGUAUUUCAUUUUGAUUUCUCUUUAAAACCUCAAUUUCAUAUGAAAAAUUUUCAUUCAUAUAUAUUUUUCUUUAGUUCAUGAAUUUGCUUCUGAUUGCUUCUAUGUAAUCCAAUGAUUAAUUUUUUGAAUUCUGUUUCUGGCAUUUCCUUAAUCUCUUCAUCAUCAUUUUCUAAUAUUGACAUAUUGUGAUGUUCCUUUGGGGGUCUCAUAGUGUCAUCCUUAUUUUUGAUUUUUGCCUCUGUUCAAGGUAUUUGUAGACUUCUUUUCUCUCUGGUUAUAUCUGUGGUUUGUAGGCAUGCCAGAUACUCAAUUGCUUCAGCCCCACUUGCCACUCAAUUGUACUGGCUUGUAAAAGGCUCCCUUAUGCAGCUUUCCCCCUCUGCUCUCAUUACCAGAUAACCAGUUGUGUGCAACUGACAAUAAAGCUUGUGCAUCUACUCCCUGCCUGCGUCCAACACUGGUGUAGGCUCUCCCCCUGCUGGCCACAGGUCGCCACUGUAGCAGUGAUGACAGAGGGAAUAGAGAUGCAUGCCUCCCCUCCCCCCUUUUUUUCCUACCCAUGUGAGAUCUGCAUGGAAUUCGAGUAGAAGUUCAUUAAGCUUUCCCUCCCAAUGUUCUACCACUCUGAGGUCCCUAACGAGACUUCUCUGAGUUCCUGGGGGCUAGUGAUGUGUGUAACAUAUUCCUGGUGAACUACAACUGAGAGAUGAACUUGGUCUUUAGUCUUUGUCUCCUGCAGCAUCUGGGCUGAGGUACAUCUUGUGAUUCAAGAGCCAAGGGAGCACAUCAAAGAAAGCCUGUUUUGGGACAAGAAUUAGACCAAGAAAUAACAGGUAACAUUAUAUCAAAUGUCACUGAAAGAGGGUGAGAAUAAUAUAACCUGAGUCAGAAACUUAAAGAGACUCUGACUUAUGUUUGAUCUACCAUCCAACUCCUCAAGGGGCAACCUGAGCUGAGCAGUAAGGAUUGGGAGAGGAACUUACUCCACAGUGACUUGUGUACUUGGCCAGGGAGCUUCCUUGAUAGACCCAGAUUAGGUUUAUAGGGAGUGGAUGCACCACUUCCUGCAGAAUAAGAAUAUGACCAUGAGGCUCUGGUCUGAUGGAAGUAGUAGGACCUGAACACACUUCAGCAAGUUGGAGAAGAAGCUCUGCCUGCAGGACCAAUCCAAGGUAAUGAAUUUGUUUGUGGGUGCAAUAGGAAGAGACAGAGUGGAGUUCAUAAUAUCCUAGAGAUACUGGAGGAAAUGAUUUAUUGUUCUGGGACAAGCUGAUGAGCUGGCUAAGAGAAAAACCUUAGAAAAAAAACAAUGAGAGAGUACAAUUUGCCUCUGUAGACACUGACCAUUUAGCCCACUUUCUACAGUCAUCCUUUACAGAUGAUCCUCUUUUUGACUUGGGCCAGCAAUGACUUCUGUAAGGGUGAUAAUGCAUCAGCAUAGCAGUGAUACACCAGAAAUGAAAGUGUGUUUAUUCAAGAAAAGGUCACAAAUAAUGACUGAGUUUCUAUUUCUCAAAUUUUAGUUUCUGAUCCAACCGAAGAAGUGUCUAUUCUAAACUGUUACUGCUAUAAUGGUGUGCAUAAAACAUUUAUUAAUUUAUUUGAAAGUCAGAGUUACAAAACAAGAGGGAGAGACAGAGAGAUUUUUUCAACUGCUGGCUCAUUCCCCAGAUGAAUUCAACAGGCAAGGCCGGAUGAGGCAAAAGCCAGAAGCCAGGAGCUUCAUCCAGGCCUUUCAAAUGAGUUACAGGCAUCCACAUACUUGGGUCAUCCUUUCCUGCUUUCCUGGGCCAUUAAAAAUGUGUUGGAUUAAAAGUAAAGUAGCCAGUAUAUGAAACAAUGUUCAUAUGGAUGCAAACAUCACAGGUGGCAGUCUGGACCUGCUAUACCAAAAGAGUAUCCACAGCAUUAAGUGAAUAUAGCACUGUAAUCCAUAGAUGCUAAUAGAUUUCACAGGUAGCAUUACACCCUCUGAACAUCCAACAGGAUGCAGGUGAAAACAGACAGGAGACCUCAUGUAUAGAAAUCUGUGUAAGUACAUAUACAUGCUACAACCUGGAUAACCUUGAAAAUGUUACACAAAGUGAAAGAAGCCAGGUGCAAAGUGCCAAAUGUAUUAUUCUAUGCACCAGAAAUAUUCCAAAUGGGAUCUCCAGAGAGAACGUGGGGGAGUGGAUGCCAGGAAUUGUAAGAUAGAAAUGGAGAGUUUAUCAAAAUAUUCUAGAAUUGGGGAUAAUUGGAAAUUCUUUGCUAUAUAGCAAAUGUAUGCCUAACAGUGGUAGAUUUUAUGGUAGCUGAAUUUUACUUCAAUAGUAAUAGCAAUAAUGUGUCUUUUCAUGUCAUCAUGCCUCAGUUUCUUAUUUGUAUAAUAGCUACAUAUUUCUAAUGAUUAGAAAGGAAGAGGGGGAACCAGUGAGAGGGAGAUUUCCCAUCCCCUGUGUUACUAUACUAAUGCCUGCAACAGCUUGGCCUGGGCCAGCCUUACGAAUGAAGAACAGACUUUAAUUCAGGACCCCCACAUUGGUAGCAGUAUUUUCCAAUCUUCCUCCCAGGAAUCGGAAAAAGGAAGCUGAACUGUGAUGUUUGCCCUGCCAGUGACAUAGAGUAUGUCUUUACAAGCAGUAUCUUAAUCCUAGUGCCAAUUAUCACCCUCACUCUGCUCUUGUUCCCUGCAUCUUUAUCCAAUAGUGCAUCUCCAAUUAAUAGAGUGGCCAGAAUGUGGUGCUGACAAUCCAUUGUGACAAACCUCAGAUGAAAAUUUUGAAUUUGUGAAUGGCUUUUAGCAGAAAUGAGGUAGAGUCUCUGGAGCCCUCUGGUCUUCCAAAACCAUCAGAAUGGCAGUACCACUGAGCCCUUCAUCCGAUCCAGCCAAUAAAAAUAAUAUGAUUGCGUGUAACCAGGCAUUGCAUUGCCGACUAGCAGAGAACCAGCAGGAAAUACAAGAUCUGAAAGAGAUAGUUCGUCAUUUCAGCUUCAUCCUCCACCAAGAGGAAAACAAUUAUGGUGAGGGCCGAGAGGUGAUUCAAUCCAGGCUAAGGGAGAAGCCAGCACUUGGAACUCCACAGCUUGAGAAGCUGGCACCUGCCGAGUUCAAGAAAUGCCAUGUAAAUAAGGCACACACCCGCAAGUGGCACCGGCUACGUAAGAAGUCAAGAAAACAGACACAGAUUUGUCAUCUCAGCCUACAUCCCAGAGCCCUCCUCACCCAGCAUGACCCUGACAGCCACUACACACGGGGCUUGCUGGAGCCACUGGUUGUUCACGUCAGGCUGGAAAAGCAUCUUGUCUACAAAUGUAGCCUGGCAAAAGAAAUGAUGCAAAUGAAGGGUGGUUGCUGGGACUUAAUCUGCCCCAGGAUCAGUGGGUGCUUUCCACCUCAAGUAGAGCCUGAGUUGGUACCAGGGCUGGUCAUGGGUGAAUAUUGUUGGUGCAUCGUCAUGAAAGCCACGCUGGUUAUGCAGCAGCAUUAUCCUGGUGGUGGCUGGAUGAUAGUGCUGGAAGAGUACUCAUGGUGCACAAGGUUUGGAGUCUAUGGGAAUUCCCUUGAGGACAGAGUGCCACAUGAAGCCAAACCUGUAUUGUGUGAAAACCGAUCUCUAGCUGAAGGGCAUCGCAUCACAGCAUGCACACACCUUGCAGAUGCACCUUACAUGUGGCAUGCCUCCUGGGGGGACAAGCUGGAAAUACUGUCCCAGGCCUGGGCCAGGGUCCAGCAGCCCUUAGCCCAGCAGUCCAUCCACUGGAUAGAGGCCAUUGAGGGGUAUGAUACCUCCUCCCAAAAGGAUGAAGUGGUAUCUGCAGAAAGAGCUGAGCUUAUCCCCAGGGUGUGUGGAGAUCCACCCCCACUGGAAGGGCCAGAUACCAUCGUGCCCAUCCUCAAGGAAGAUGGAUCCUACCUGCUCUGUGGAUUUUGGGCUGAUGAGCCUGAAGCACCAGCCCAGGCCUGGUCUGAGACUGUGAAAUGUACAAUCCAGCAGCCCGUCUGCUGUGCUGAGGCCAUUGUGGUGGAAGACCUUUCCUACAAAAAGGAGGAAGGGGAGGUGGCAACUGCAGUCCAGACCGAGCCUAUCCCCAGGGUGUGUGGAGAUCCACCCCCACUGGAAAGGCCAGAUGUCAUCCUGCCUAUCCUGAAGGAUGACAGAUCCUACAUGCUCUGUGGAUAUUGGGCUGUUGAGUCUGGAACACCAGUGCAGGUUUCUGCUGAGCCUUGGCACCUUACAACCCAGCAGCCCAUCUGCUGUGCUGAGGCCAUUGUGGUGAAAGAUGCCACCUACCGAAAAGAGAAAGUCAUGUUGGCAACUGCUGAUUGGGCUGAGGCUACCUCCAGGGUGGGUGGAGAUCCACCACCACUGGAAAGGCCAGAUGCCAUUGUGCCCAUCCUCAAGGAUGAUGGAUCCUACAUGCUCUGUGCAUAUUGGGCUGAUGAGCCUGAAGCCCCAGUCCAGGCCUGGGCUGGGGCCCUGCACCCUACAGCCCAGCAGCCCAUCUGCUGUGCGGAGGCCAUUGUGGUUUCCCUCCUUGCAGUGGAAGAUGCCUCCAGCCAGAAGGAGAAAAUAGAGGUGGCAUCUGCAGAGCAGACUGCAGUGGAAGAGCCCUCAUCACAAGAGGAGGAAGGGAAGGUGGCACGUGCAGACCAGGCUGAGGCUAAUCAGAGGGUGUGUGGAGAUCCACCCCCACUGGAAGGGCCAGAUGCCAUUGUGCCUAUCCUCAAGGAUGACGGAUCCUACCUGCUCUGUGGAUACUGGGCUGAUGAGCCUGAAGCACCAGCCCAGGUCUGGGCUGAGGCCUGGCAUGCAAAAACCCAGCAGCCCAUCUGCUGUGCUGAGGCUUUUUGGGUGCUAAGAACUUCCUCUGGUGGAUACCAUGAAACCUGACUCUGUUCAUUCCAGGACCCCAUUUAUAUUAAAGUUUGGCUUUGUUAAUUA
Messenger RNA from Oryctolagus cuniculus (rabbit), 10611 nucleotides. NCBI's taxonomy places the organism in Eukaryota, Metazoa, Chordata, Mammalia, Lagomorpha, Leporidae. The record is from RefSeq and is a predicted model, not a curated record.